GCCUUUUUUCUUUGCGAACGGCCGAAGACCGCGGCCAGCCGUUCCCCUUUGUUGAAAUCGAUCAAAGCGUCCAAUAAGGGCAACCUUGGGACGACAAGCAAGCGCAGUGUGGAGGUUGCAGCUAGGCUCAGUUCCCUCGAAGUAGUAUUUAGUCUGGACGACCUGCCGGGACCGACAGCUGGGAAAGUGCAUUUAGAGAACAUCGUUGAAAGUGCGAACGUUCGCGUGCUGCUGACUGGGAUGUUAUUGAUCACCGCGUCUAUGAGAAGAUAACAGUUGUGCAGAAUGACACAUUCCGCUGAAGUGAUGUGAUACGAAGUCUAUUGUUCUUUUAGCACGCUGAAAUUGUUAAAGCUACACCGCAAUUUUGACAGAUAAAAGGAGUG
This is a messenger RNA of Cylicocyclus nassatus, 386 nucleotides long. The record is from the annotation of a GenBank genome assembly. NCBI's taxonomy places the organism in Eukaryota, Metazoa, Nematoda, Chromadorea, Rhabditida, Strongylidae.